AUAAUUCACUGCAUUUUUGGGCUCUUGAAGCUCAUGUGACAGUACAUGGCUGUGUCUUCUGUUGAGCAUAUGUCAUUUUCUGUGUUUCAGCUUAGGUAACAAAUGAGGCUCAGAUUACUUCUGCAGCUCUUGUUCCUGCUGAGAAAGUGUGACAUUAACAAAUGCUGUGUACUUAUCAAGACUUUCAGACAAAGGACACUCAGAAGAGCGGAGGGAAGAUAACAAUAGCACCGAAUGCAGCAAACUAGGAAUCAUGGAUCUGAAAUUCACUUCAUCCAGAAAAUACAUUUCCAUCAGUGUACCUUCCAAAUCUCAAACUAUGUCUCCUCAUAUCAAAUCAGUAGAUGAUGUUAUAGUUCUUGGCAUGAAUCUCAGCAAAUUUAAGAAACCUACUCAGUUUUUCAUCUGUGUUUCUGGAGUUUUUAUGUUUUAUCUAAUCUAUGGAUAUUUACAGGAAUUGAUUUUUUCAGUGGAAGGUUUUAAACCCUUUGGUUGGUACCUCACUUUAGUGCAGUUUGGAUUUUAUUCGAUUUUUGGACUAAUAGAAUUGCAGUUGAUUCAGGACAAAAGGAGAAGAAUUCCUGGCAAGACCUACAUGAUAAUAGCAUUUUUAACAGUGGGGACUAUGGGUUUGUCAAAUACUUCUUUAGGAUAUCUGAAUUACCCUACUCAAGUCAUCUUCAAGUGCUGUAAGCUGAUUCCAGUUAUGAUAGGCGGGGUUUUUAUACAAGGAAAACGUUAUAAUAUUGCAGAUGUGUCUGCUGCCCUUUGUAUGAGCCUUGGAUUAAUAUGGUUUACUUUAGCUGACAGUACAGUUGCACCAAACUUCAACUUGACAGGUGUGGUCCUAAUAUCCCUUGCCCUCUGCGCAGAUGCAGUUAUAGGAAAUGUACAGGAAAAAGCUAUGAAGUUGCACAAUGGUUCUAAUUCAGAAAUGGUUUUGUAUUCCUAUUCAAUAGGUUUUGUGUAUAUUUUAUUUGGAUUAACGUGCACUAGUGGAUUAAGCCCUGCAGUAACAUUUUGCUCAAAGCAUCCAGUUCAGACUUAUGGUUAUGCAUUCCUUUUCUCCCUGACUGGAUAUUUUGGCAUAUCCUUUGUUCUAGCUUUGAUUAAAAUAUUUGGUGCCCUUCUGGCUGUAACAGUGACAACCGGAAGAAAAGCAAUGACCAUUGUGCUUUCUUUUUUGUUCUUUGCAAAGCCAUUCACAUUCCAGUACGUGUGGUCGGGCUUGCUGGUUGUCCUUGGUAUAUUUCUUAAUGUUUACAGUAAGAAUAUGGAUAAAAUCAAACUGCCUUCACUGCAUGGUCUUUGGAAAAAAAGUGUGGAAGAAAGAAAAACAAGGACGUUGUCGCAAACUGUAUAGACAGUGGUUUAUGCCUUGUCUAGACUAUGACUUACUAUUUUAUCAGAACAGUCUUCAACUGAUUCACUUUCCAAAGGGAAUGUUAAUAAAACCAAAGGAGCCGAAGGCAUAUUGUCUGCUUGCAGAUUGCUAGAAAUACACGUUUUUGUGAGCCCUUUCUUCAGAGCACUUGAAUUCAUCGUUAAAGGUGUUGUGAGCCAUUAUCAGAUGUCAUAUCAGACAAUGAAGGACAGCAGCUCCUGACAAACUGCUGAGAAGCUGCACUCCAAGUGGGACACAGUAGGAGACUAAUUUGGACAUUUUAAUAUUGGCCAUGUGGCUGAUCUGAGAUUAGUGGUUUUUUGUUAAUUGUCUAGGCGGGAUAAUUUAAAUGUAAUACUGUAUUAACAUUUAAUGGAACCUAAUCAGCAACUGGUUGACCAAAUUGCAAUUUUAAAGGUGGAAGGUUUAGAAAUCUUGACACUUUUUUUUCAUUUUAAAUAAAAAAUGUUGGGUUUUUUUAAGUUAUUGAUUAGAUAAUAAUGGAACUUGGUAUUUAUUGUAAUAAUUGAUUUUUUAAUGAAAAUCUUAUGGUGUUACUCUGAUUAUUGCUUGCACAAAAAUGAGGUGAAGUUUGUUCAGUCAACACUCAUGCCUUUAGAAAGGGACACUGGGCUUUUCAGCCUGAGCAGGGUGAGAACACAGAAUGAAAAUUCGUGAUUGAAACAGUGGUUUAAGAAGCUGUGAUUUGCUUCUUCUGUGGUGGAAUAUAACAUUCUUAGAGGCCUAUGACCCUCCAUGUUAUCCUGCUGUAAAGAGACGGGACUCCUCUAAAUGAGUAUCAUCAAAACUCUUCAUUUUCAGCGAUGGAGUAAAGAAGAACAGCAUUCACUAAUGGAUUUGAAAUACGUAUUUUGUCAGUCUUUGUGUGAUCGUGUGAUGAACUUAAAAGGAUUAGGGCACAGAUUACAGUUUUCUUUAUUUAGUGACAGGAGGAGACAAUGUACUACCAGUCUGUCAUUUUCAUCAUGAAUUUAGGAGGACUUAAGUCCAUUUGUCUCUCUUACUUUCAUAUUCAUCUUACUUUUGAAUCACUUGCCGUCUCUCUCAUCUUAUAUAUUUAACAAUAGCACUUAAAAAUACUAGUCACAGUUCAUUGUUCUCAUGUGACCAUGAUUUUUUUGUUGUUGUGUCCCUUAGAUGCAUCUUGGUGUGUGUUCUUUCAACUCAGACAAAAGUAAAUUGUAUAGCAGGAUUGUAUAGUCAGGAAGAAUGUACAAAGAAUUGAAAUAUCUCACAGAAUUGCCUUCUGCCAAAAAUACUGGUUUAUGACAGUAUUCAAAACGGGCAAAAUAUUUUUCAGACACUUAACUAGAAUUGCUGCUCCAAGGAGCUUGUAAUCAAAGUGCAGACAGAAAAUGUGCCUUAAAUUUUCCUUAUUGGGUUGGUAGCUAGCAUAUGCCAUAUCAAGUAUGAUAUAAAAUAAAAUGUGAAGAUAGUCAGCAGAAUGGGACAAAUAAGAGGAGUGACCGCACUGUUUCCAGUGCUCCAGCUGCUCUGGUGUCUCAGCAAAGCCUUUCAACCCAUGUACACCUAGUGAUGCCAAGUUAGCAGAAUGUAUUCCCUGUGACAGUUUGGUUUUUAAAUUUCCAGCUGCUGCUGGAAUUGUUGAUUGUGUUCUGGAAUAAGGUAGAGGGAUGUGAAUUUGUGGAACAAAUACACGUUGAAAGAAAAGGAUGGCCUGCCACGGCUGUUUUUGUGUUGCACCCAGAGUUUUAUGAUAAGAUAGGAAAAAGUGUUACAAUUUCAAAUUUAAUGCAAGAGUGCAUUUGACCAAGUCAAGGGGAUUGAUACAUAUUUCUUUGCCCAUCAUAUUUAUCAACUUUUAUAUUCUCUUGCCUUCUUUUCACUAAAGGAAGUUGCUCUGUCCAGUGAGGUCAAGUUACCUAUAAAGCUUAAAAGAGGGGCAGUUUUUGAACCAUUGAAAAGAAGGUAAUUACAGAACAUUUACUGCUCUGUUCGCUACCUUGGUGGAACUUGGUAAUUAGCAUUUGAGCAAUGUUUUGAGAAUUUUUCAGUCUCAGUUUUGGCAUCUGUAAACUCUGUUACUAAACUUUAUUGAACUUCAGGAAACCAAAUUAUGUGAAAGCUACCAAACAUGCAAAAAGUCAUAUUAAAUAUAAUUUGUUUGACAUCUGUUUUAUAUAAACAGAUGAGAAGACUUUCCCAAAGUUUCCGACUAGAAUUCAAAUGUAGUGUGUAGGUUGCUGAACUGUUUAUAAAAUCCAGUUUUAUCUCUGUUUUCUCUCUUUGAAGAGCAUACUGUUCACAAUAGUUUUCCUUUUAAUUUAUUCUCUAUUGCAUACUGAGUUAAUGGAGCACACAUUAGGGGAAGUUUUGAUUUCUUUUUUAAAUUCAUUUUCUCUUUUAUAACUAUAGAAAUACGUUUCAUUUUACAAAUGUACUUUCAAAGUUAUUUUUAUACACAAAUGAGCACUGUAGGUUUAGUGUUAGUAGCAUAAAUUAAGAGUCAGAUUUUUAUUUUCACAGGUGUGAGUCUUGUACUUCCUAAUGGACAAUACAUAAGCAUGGUAAAGAAAAUGCCACAUGCAAGUGAGAGUAGUUCAUAAUUUGCCACCUGUCAUGGUGUGUGCAAUUUCCUGUUUUCAUUGAGACAUUAAGAAAACCAUCAUUUCAGUGAGUUGCUCUUUGCGGUCUUUGGUUGGUUUUUGGGUGUUGUUUUUUAAUCUUUAUAGUGCAUGCAAGUAAGAGAAUCUUGCAAACCUCCAAGUGUUCUUAUUACAAAAUGUUGUUUUAGGAUCUUCUGUACGGUGUAUGUAUGUUGGUUUUGUGUUGCCUAUGAAAGAUGAAUAAGGACUUGUCCACAAAGUAACUGUAAAUUCUGUAUCUUUCAUUUAAGAGCACUUAUGUUGGGGUGUUGAUUUACCCUUCCUAAUGUUACUUACGUAGGCUGAUCAUGUCUUGCGCAGUUUACAUUUGUUGGCUCCAUCAUUCUUUACAGUAGGCAUUAUGAAAGUACAGAAAAAAACCACAUUUGUUCUGUCACCAUAACUUUUAUUAUCUAAAUAUGUGAAUUACUUGAUUCUUAUGCUAUACAACUUUCUCAGCUCUACAGAAAAAAACUAUAAGAAUUAAUUGUAAUGAAAUUAAGGUUCACACUAAAAUCUACGGUUGCCCACGGUCUCCAUUGACACCAGCAAUCUACCUCUGUCACACCCUCUACUUGUGCCUCCUUUGGAGGACCAAGAGAGCUGUUUUCCUAAAUCAGUGCGUUUGCAGUUGCUUUCACAUUACAUUUUUGCAUUUGUUUGGCACACUUGAAUACUGAAGUAAUUGACUGUGCAGUGGAUUUCUUCAGUAUUUCUGUACCUCAGUAUCAUCAAACUGCUGAUUGUUCAGAUACCUGUAUGUGAAUAAAAGUGUAGAAGAACUAAUGCUCUGAAUGCCCCCACUAAACCUACAGUGUUUCCUGAUACUGCAUUAAACUGUUUUUCUUAAUCUUGUUUUACUGCUCAUGUGAUUUGACCAAACAUUUUAAGCUAAAACUUAGACACACAUGAUUUCUGCUUAUCUUCCUUACUUCCAUACUUGUCUUUCCUACUUUUGGAUUCCCUAACUCCCUUUUUAACAUGCUGUGUUGAUGCGCUAUGGGUUGUUUCAGGAUUCCUUUCCUGCAUUUAAGGGCUGACAUCAUACUGUUGUUACAGAUUGGUCACAUUCCACAUUUUCUGCUUCAUGCCAGUCAUGACUGUCUGAAUGAGUCUUUUAAAUCCCUUUUUCUCCACAAAAAAAAAAUUCCUUUUAUACUUUCCUUUAUUUUUGGAAAGGUCUUGAUGAGUACAUGUAUGAGUUAACUCCUUGACCUCAUUCCAUCUUCCAAGAAAAUCUCUAUUCUCCCUUGCUUGCCUUUGAGAACUAAAGGAAAAGGAAAUAAAUUAUUGCAAAUGUUCUUUCUUCUUUAAUAAGUGCCUUCCUUACUAACCUGCUUUGUCUUAAUUGUUACUUUCUGCCUCCAGUGCUCCCAGGCGCAAACAAACCCUUCUCGCAUGUUUGACCACUGCGUGUUCGUUCAGUCAUGGAAACUUUUUGAGUUGUUUACUGUUCUGAAAAGAGGUAUAGAAUUGCAUGUAUACACUGGAGAGCAGGAAGGAAUAAGUAAACUUCACAAGACAGGGAAGCAAUUAAAUGGAUAUAGUUAGGUAGCAUCUCAGAAUUUGUCAAUGGAAGGGGAUGGGUUUUGGUGUGGUUGUGGUUUUUUUCUUUUACACUUUAUGUGUUUAAAAAUCUUUACAUCAGUUGUAAUAUUUAAUAUAAAACUCCUGGCCAUUCAGCCAUUUUAUCAAUCUUAGUCUUGCCUAUAAGGCAGAAAAAUCCUAUCUCCAUUUCACUGAUAAAGCUGAGAUGGUAACUUGCCUGAAGUUGUGUUAGUAAGAUGUGGUGAGCAAAGAAUAGAUGUUAAUACCCCCAGUCAUUCUAUGCCCCAAGUCCAGCAGAGCCCUUCUGUACCUGAAAUGAAACAGUAUCAAGGUAAGCUCAGGGAUUUUUUACCCCAGUAAUAGAGAUUUUAAUUUGUUUCUCUUCUGUGUUCUAAACUAGUAUUACUUAAAGUGAAACUAAAUAAUAAAAUAGGCUUUCUCCAUAUUUUUUUUAAA
Messenger RNA from Apus apus (common swift), 6015 nucleotides. It is a transcript of the gene SLC35B3, whose product is annotated as solute carrier family 35 member B3. Gene Ontology annotation, cellular component: Golgi membrane; endoplasmic reticulum membrane. Gene Ontology annotation, molecular function: 3'-phosphoadenosine 5'-phosphosulfate transmembrane transporter activity. Lineage: Eukaryota; Metazoa; Chordata; Aves; Apodiformes; Apodidae. The record is from RefSeq and is a predicted model, not a curated record. The transcript is spliced from 10 exons. Bases 254 to 1363 code for a protein of 369 amino acids. Gene Ontology annotation, biological process: transmembrane transport.